This is a messenger RNA of Dalotia coriaria, 1135 nucleotides long. RefSeq names its product U2 small nuclear riboprotein auxiliary factor 38 (gene U2af38). Gene Ontology annotation, cellular component: U2AF complex; spliceosomal complex. Bases 152 to 901 code for a protein of 249 amino acids. The transcript has 3 exons. Gene Ontology annotation, molecular function: pre-mRNA 3'-splice site binding; metal ion binding. The record is from RefSeq and is a predicted model, not a curated record. Lineage: Eukaryota; Metazoa; Arthropoda; Insecta; Coleoptera; Staphylinidae. Gene Ontology annotation, biological process: mRNA splicing, via spliceosome.
AACCAAUGAAACGUCAGCAUUCACAGGGCAGCCAUUUGUAAAGAAUCGUUAGCGAAGCGGUGCGCGUGAGGGUAACAUUGAUGCGUCUGUGAAUAAAGAGCGUCUUCCUCAAAAAGUACGAAUAAUUACAGUCAAAUAGGCGCUCACCACCAUGGCUGAGUACCUAGCGGCUAUUUUUGGCACAGAGAAAGACAAAGUAAAUUGUUCGUUCUACUUUAAAAUCGGAGCUUGUCGGCAUGGUGAUCGCUGCUCGCGUAUUCACAACAAACCAACCUUUUCACAAACAUGCUUGCUGCAAAAUCUAUAUGUGAAUCCACAGAAUUCUGCAAAAUCUGCUGAUGGAAGUCAUUUGGUUGCAAAUGUCUCUGAUGAAGAAAUGCAAGAGCAUUAUGACAACUUUUUUGAAGAUGUUUUUGUUGAAUGUGAAGACAAAUACGGUGAAAUUGAAGAAAUGAAUGUCUGCGACAACUUGGGCGAUCACUUAGUCGGUAAUGUGUAUAUCAAGUUUCGCCGUGAGGAAGACGCCGAGCGCGCUGUGACUGAUCUUAACAAUCGCUGGUUUGGUGGACGCCCAGUGUAUGCCGAACUGAGUCCCGUGACGGAUUUCAGGGAAGCGUGCUGCAGGCAAUAUGAAAUGGGCGAGUGCACACGGUCGGGUUUCUGUAACUUCAUGCACUUGAAGCCAAUUUCGCGAGAAUUACGGCGUUAUUUGUACUCUAGAAGAAAAGCCGGACGUGGUGGUGGUGGAGGAGGAGGUGGAGGCGGCGGCGGUGGUGGUGGCGGAGGAGGCGGUGGAAGACGCUCAAGGUCCAGGUCUCCGAAGAGGGCGCGCUCACGAUCACGAGAACCCAAACGGUCCAGAUCACCAAGACAUCGCGCUGGACGUAGUGGUAGAUAUUAACAAACGCAUACAACUAAAGGCAAACAUUUUCCAUACAGCAGCGUACGUCUAAGAAGUGAAUGAACAUUUGUAAUGUUACUUAUUUUAGGUUAAUUUUGUAAUGUGUAUCUAUAUGUUAUAGUUUUCGACUUCAAUACUUGGAUUUUAACUUGAAUUAUUGAUACAUUGUGCUUAUUUACCACUUUUCAGUCAUAAAUGAUAAUUUCUUGUGCGGAAAUAGAUUAUGGAUAAGAA